Verruconis gallopava is the source of this 3344-nucleotide messenger RNA. RefSeq lists its product as uncharacterized. The record is from RefSeq and is a predicted model, not a curated record. The transcript has 2 exons. Gene Ontology annotation, molecular function: sequence-specific DNA binding; DNA-binding transcription factor activity. The coding region runs from base 814 to 2952 and encodes 712 amino acids. NCBI's taxonomy places the organism in Eukaryota, Fungi, Ascomycota, Dothideomycetes, Venturiales, Sympoventuriaceae. Gene Ontology annotation, biological process: regulation of DNA-templated transcription.
ACGGCCUUGUGCUGAAGAAACAAGAUACACAGCUGCGAACGAAGCGAUGGUCGCUUAGCUAGCCCGGGUGCAGGAUUUUUCGCAAGACAAGGACGGGCAUAGGGCUGGUAAGAAAAAGGCGGCCGGGAAUCUUCCAAUGUCGCAGGCUUGGCAGACGCUACUUGGGAUGGAUUGCAUAUGAUGCCACUCGUGCACCCUCACCACUACUGACAAUCGCGCUGAUCGACCAUAGAGGACACGCUCACACCGACCUCUUUUCUUUCCCUUGUCUGCUUAUUGAUCACGCCAGGGCAUUGUACGCUUGCCAAUUAGCUCCCGUGAUUGGAACACCGACAGCUGCCCGGCCGGUGCGCUGUGCAGCCUCCGCCGUACACCUCUGCACCACUCUGUUUACCGUGUCUUGCCUGCGACGACGUUGGGUUGUGGUCGCAGUCUAGGCUCCACGCCCUCGCCCAACGGGCCGGCAACGUCAUUCUUGGGAUAUAUUUGUACAUCAAAGACCCUUUGGUACCGAGUGGCUCGACCGAGGACCCCUCCGCGGACUGCGAACAUCACAUUUCUGCGCAUCGAAAAUCUGCGUCGGCCAGAACUACCGCUCCACCAGCGCCAACAACAAGGCGCACAGGGCCGAGGUGAACAGAGAAAUACGCGAACUGCGUGGUCGCGCAGUCGCAACUCCCAACAGCAAAGCGAGCUUGACUUCCUCCGCCCGCUAGCCGUUGCGGCACAGUCAAGCAGCUCUUCCGGCUUUCUGGUCAAACGGACAAACAAGAACCCACCCGAACACGACACAACCAUAUACACGUCACGGCCAUGAAUCGCCCGCUGGCGACGCGCAAGCGGGGUGCACCGGAUGCAUCGCCGCUCUCUCAGCAGCAAAACUUCAGCAGCAUCCCGUUCACGCCGGCAAUGGACCAGACCUCGUUUGACCCCAACUUUCCCGACUGGGGCAACGCGAACAGCAUGGGUGGAUUGGGCAAUGGCUUCCUGAACGAGGCCAAAGGUCUGGACAGUGGCACGUUCGAUGCUGCAGGUUUUGGAGGAGCGCCAAUCCUUGCAGACAGCCAGCUGGUCAGGAGAGCGCCCGGCCAGCAGGUCGUCUCGAGAAACCAGAACAGCUGGCAGGAUACGGGGGGCACGUCCAGCUUUUCAAACUUCGAACAGGCUGAUGACGAGGAGGAUCUCGAGCAGAGGGCUUUGGCCGCGAAGAAGGAGGCACUGGCGAAGCGGAAGCAGAUCCCGCCCUUCGUUCAAAAACUUAGCAGUUUUUUGGACGACAAUCACAACACCGACUUGAUUCGAUGGUCAGACAGCGGCGACUCCUUCAUCGUGCUGGACGAGGACGAGUUUGCGCGCAAGCUGAUCCCGGAACUGUUCAAGCACAACAACUACGCCUCGUUCGUUCGACAGCUGAACAUGUAUGGCUUCCACAAGAAGGUCGGCCUGUCCGACAACUCGAUGAAAGCAAGCGAGAACAAGAGGAAGACUCCGAGCGAGUAUUACAACAAGUACUUCAAGCGCGGCCGGCCGGAGCUACUGUGGCUCAUUCAGAAGCCUAAAAACCCGCCGUCGUCGAAGAGGAAACGUGAGGACAAGAGUGGCGGCGACAGCGACGAGGAGCCCCGGACAACCCCGCUACCCAAUGCUUCCGGCCAGGCCAACACUGGCCCAGCUGGAGGCAACACCGAUGUGGCCGUGCUACCGCGGAGUGAGCUUAAUAAUAUCCGACAGGAGCUUGCGAACCUGCAGAAGAAUCAGAAGAUGAUCACCCAGGUCAUUCAGCAGAUGAAACAGCAGAACGAUCAAUUCUACAGGCAGGCAACCGCCUUUCAGGACAUGCACCAGCGUCACGAGAACUCCAUCAAUGCGAUUCUGACGUUCUUGGCCACGUUCUACAACCGGAGCCUUGAAGGGCAGAACAAUAUGCACGAGAUGUUCAACCAGUCCUUGCCCCAGGGCAGUGUUCAGCCUGGAAACAUUGUCGAUAUUGGCGACGUGCCGGAAGAGCUGCAGAUGCCGACGAGGCGGUCAAAGCAACCUCUUUUGCUGCCCGCACCUGAGGUCAAGUCCAAGAUGGGCACGCCGACGUCGCCAGCGACGGUCCAGUCGGCGCGGUCGACUUUGAGUCCGCAAUCGCGGAGCGCCUCUAUCCUCAGAAAUGUUCCCUCAUCGUCUGCCACGCCUGCACCAGGAAGUAACCCCACAGCGCCGUCGCCGCACAUCAAGAUGGAAUCAGAAUCGCCUGGCAUCAUCACCGACAAUCACGGUAUGAUGCAUGUUAUCAACGCCGCAAACUCAGCCAGUCCAAAACCCGGGGCCGGUCUAGACUUUGACUCGGCACUGCAUCACUUUCAGAACGCGGACGGCAACACUCCCCUCACACAGCAACAACGCAACGACAUGCUCUCGCUCAUGCAAGCUACCAUCGGCGGCACAGGCGGCGGAAAGAGUGCGCUUACGAACCCACAGACACCGCCUAUGCCGUCUCUUAACGACAUCACAGCCCAGAACGACCAGCUGGACUACCUUCAACGACUCACUCAGCAACAGGACGAGAGCGUUGAGAACCUUCGCGGACGCAUUCAUUCACUCUCUCCGACCGGGUACUUUGCUGGCUUGGACAACCCGAGCAACCCCCCACCAGACUUCAACCUCGACGAUUGGAUGCUGCCGCCUCCUGACACGGGCGACCUUUCCAAUUUGAAUUUCGACGACCUCAACAACGGAGAUGCGGACUUCGGCACUGCAGACGGCUUGCUCCCCAUCAAUGACGAAGACCCAGAGUUCGACGGUCAACACGGGUUCUUGUCGCCCGAGCAAGGAGGCAACAGCUUCCAGGGCGGCAAGGUCGAGUCAAUUAGCUCGAGGGCGACGACUGCAAGUCCAAAGGAGGCUUUAAAGGCCGACGGUGAGGUGAUUAAUAGCCCUAGGAAGAAGAGAAGAAAAACCUAGAUGGGCUGAUGGGAGACUAGUGACAAAACAGCCGCAAUUUUGAACUCUGCGCGAAGCUGUCACAGGACAUGAGUUACAAAAAAGUACGAUCAUGACUACGGAUACAAUGUUGGCUUAGAAUAUGACUACUAUAUCGAGGCGUUGAGCGGUCGGUCUGGCCGGCGAGAUGAAUAUGUUUUGACGAAUUGACCAUCGAGGGCGAAGAGAAGAUCGAAGAGAAAUCAUUACAAAAGUCUCGAGUUCGUUGUGACUGACAAAAAAAAAAGAGAGAAAUUAAUACUGGUCUCACACUUCAGGAGCCGAUCAUGCUACUCGAUCAUCACGACAUGUUAGAUACAUCUUCCAGAUGCAGUGACAGAUACCACCAAAAAAAUGGUUUUACUUUCUUCUUG